Molecule: messenger RNA, 2048 nt
Organism: Morone saxatilis (striped sea-bass)
Lineage: Eukaryota; Metazoa; Chordata; Actinopteri; Moronidae
Gene: rabgef1
Product: RAB guanine nucleotide exchange factor (GEF) 1
Exons: 9
Coding region: 264-1805 (513 amino acids)
Biological process (GO): vesicle-mediated transport
Cellular component (GO): endocytic vesicle; cytosol
Molecular function (GO): zinc ion binding; guanyl-nucleotide exchange factor activity; DNA binding
Source: RefSeq, a predicted model, not a curated record
UAAACAAACUUCCCGGUUAAAGAAUCAAUCCCGAAGAAAAAACGUUUAAACUUUUCGUCUAAACGUUUAAACUUAUCGACACACUUUUACCUUCAGAUAAUAAAUCAAACACAAUCUCGGUGCCGUCACGACGAAACUUCCGCGUUGUCGUCAAGGUGACGUCAUUGUCCGGACCCCCCGCAGGUUUGAGAGAAGGAGAGAAGGAGAAGAGGAGAAGAGGAGGUUCUGUUCCUGCUCGAGGAAGGAGAAAACACACAGCAGCCAUGAGUCAGCGGACGGAGCGACGGGGGAUACACGUGGACCAGUCUGACCUGCUGUGCAAGAAGGGAUGCGGUUACUAUGGCAACGCGGCAUGGCAGGGCCUGUGCUCCAAGUGCUGGCGGGAGGAGUACCAGCGGGUGCGGCAGAAACAGAUCCAGGACGACUGGGCCUUGGCAGAAAAGCUGCAGCGAGAGGAGGAGGCGGCGUACGCCAGCAGUCACGGAGCGCAGACGCACCCCCAGUCUGCAGCGCCGGCGCCGCAGCCUCACCCCGGACACGCCUCCCUGGGACCCUUCUCCAAGUUUGAGGAGAAAAAGACGAAUGAGAAGACGCGGAAAGUGACGACGGUGAAGAAGUUCUUCAGCCCGUCAUCUCGCACCGCCCCGAAGAAAGAAACCCAGGAGGGAAAGACUCCAAGUCCGUCCAUUAGCCGCCAUGCGAGCUUCGAUACGGAUCAGGUGUCGAAGGACUUUGUGGAGUUCCUGAAGAACCUCCAGAAGCCCGGACGGGAGAUCCACAAGCAGUGCCGAACCUUCAUCGUGAACAUGUCGAGCAAGAAGGACCUCGGCGCCGACGAGCUGUCGGAGUGCGUUCAGGAUUUCUACCAGAACAUGGCGGACCGCUUGAUGAGCCACUUUAAAGGUUCUUCGGAGUCCGUGGAACAGGUGAUGGACCAGGUGGAAAAGUACAUAAUGAGUCGUCUGUAUAAGAGCGUCUUCUGUCCCGAAACCACCGAUGACGAGAAGAAAGAUCUGGCCACGCAGAAGAGGAUCAGGGCGUUACACUGGGUGACCAUCCAGAUGCUGUGUGUGUCUAUGGACGAAGAAAUCCCAGAAGUCUCUGAGAAUGUGGUCAAAGCAAUAACAGAUAUCAUUGAGAUUGACUCGAAGAGGGUUCCUCGGGACAAACUCGGGUGCAUCACUCGCUGCAGUAAAAACAUCUUCAGCGCCAUCAGGAUCACGAAGAACGAGCCGGCCUCGGCGGACGACUUCCUCCCGGCGCUCAUUUACAUCGUGCUCAAAGCCAACCCUCCGCGACUGCAGUCCAACAUCCAGUACAUCACCCGCUUCUGUAACCCCAGCAGACUGAUGACCGGAGAGGACGGCUACUACUUCACCAACCUGUGCUGUGCGGCGGCGUUCAUCGAGAAGCUGGACGCUCAGUCUCUCAAUCUCUCCCCAGAGGAAUUCGAGCGCUACAUGUCGGGCCAAGCCUCGCCGCGGUUCAACAGCUCGGAGGUAGACUGGCCCCAGACUGGCCCGGCGCCCGGCGUGGCCCCCGCCAACCCCGUCCUGGCUCAGCUCAACCACAACCUGGAGCUGCUGUCGGGGCUCAGCAGCCGGCAGGAGACGCUGAUGGAGGCGGCUCAGAGUCUGCAGGCCGACCUCCUCUCCUGGCCGGAGGGCGUUCAGCGCGAGGUGCAAGACAUCCUGGAGAAAUAUCCUCUGGAGAUUGUGCCUCGCAAAGCUUCUGCCAUCGACGCCAACAACAUAGACAACGACAACCUGCCGCCGCCGCUCACGCCGCAGGUGUUCGCUGGGUAGCGGGCGUCUAAAAAGGGAGGAAAAACAUGUCACACACGGCAACGGUACUCCGCACUGAACGCCAUCUCGCUACGUGUGUUCUGCACUUUAAACGCCUCGUCACACCCGUGUUUAUAUUCAGUGGUUCCCAACCUGGAGGUCAAAGCUCCACCGGGGGGGUCGCAACGCCUUCUUAAUUUUAAAGGGUGUAAGAAAACUAAUAUACACAAUAGGCCUGUAAUUCAGCAUUUUGUUCAUUUAUGU